Messenger RNA from Ogataea haglerorum, 459 nucleotides. RefSeq lists its product as uncharacterized. The transcript has a single exon. Bases 1 to 459 code for a protein of 152 amino acids. NCBI's taxonomy places the organism in Eukaryota, Fungi, Ascomycota, Pichiomycetes, Pichiales, Pichiaceae. The record is from RefSeq and is a predicted model, not a curated record.
AUGCUCGAACGCGCAAGAACUGUCCACAGAUUUGUGAGCCAGCUGAGGUUAGGCUCGAAGCACAGGCAGAGUUUCUGGAAGAAGCCGAGCUCGAACACCACUGUGUCCGAAACCUUACAGACGACGAACAAAUCGCCUGCAAAUACUGUGCUCACAGAUGGCGUCGACACUUCAAAGGAAGCAGCUGCCAACACUUUGCUUCAUGUUGAGUCUACGGAAAUGAGUUUUAUCAGCGUGGAGCACGAUCUGGGCGAUCUGUCGGAGCAGUUUUAUCUUGUUCCCAGCAGCGAGCGGAACGUGCCGUCCAAACAGCAGUCUGAGAGCUCGUCAACGUACUCAGACAGUUUUAACUUCGAGUGGGUCAAUGAUAUCAUCAGCAUGUACAUGACCUACGAAUCCGAGGUGCCAAAAUCGGCUCUGCUCGAGGCAGACUAUGAAUACUACAGUAGUUUUUUGUAA